CCCCCCUCCCCCCCAAGGAACCACGCAACAUUCCAGACGAUGAUUGUGUGGCGGCCAGCCUGAACUGACCACCAUGAGGGCCGUGCCGACCUGGGUGGACAAGGUGCAUGAUCGGGACAAAGUAGAACAGUGUAUAUAUGACUUGUGCUUUAGACCUGAUGGAUCACAGCUGAUUGUAGCAGCAGGAAACCGUGUGCUGGUGUAUGACACAACGGACGGAGCGCUGGUGCAGCCUCUCAAAGGUCACAAGGAAGCAGUUUAUUGUGUGGGCUACAGUAAAGAUGGAAAACGUUUUGCUUCUGGCAGCGCUGACAAGAGUGUUAUCAUAUGGACUUCAAAACUUGAGGGCAUCCUUAAAUAUUCGCACAAUGAUGCUAUACAGUGCUUGGCAUACAACCCUGUGUCCCACCAGCUGGCCUCCUGUGCCCUCAGUGACUUUGGCUUGUGGUCACCUGAGCAGAAGAGUGUACAGAAGCAUAAGAGCACAAGUAGGAUUUGUUGCUGUGCCUGGACCAAUGAUGGGGUGUACCUGGCCCUGGGACUAGCCAAUGGGGUGGUCUCCAUCAGAAGCAAGGUUGGAGAAGAAAAAAUGAGAAUUGAACGUCCAGGAGGAAUAAACUCCCCAAUAUGGUCGCUGGCCUGGAAUCCUUCAAAAGAUGAGCCUGUGGACGUUCUUUGUGUUGCUGACUGGGGCCAGAAUCUUUCUUUUUACACUCUCAGUGGUAAACAGGUGGGAAAAGAAAGGGUGCUUGGCUUUGACCCUUGUUGUGUGAGUUACUUCAGUAAAGGAGAGUAUAUACUGGUAGGAGGCUCCAACAAAGCCUGUCUGCUAUACACCAGGGAGGGGGUCAAGCUAGGCACCAUUGGGGAGCAGUCAUCCUGGGUGUGGUGCUGUGCUGCUCGUCCAGACUCCAACUUUGUGGCUAUUGGAUGUCAAGAUGGAACAAUUGCUUACUACCAGUUGAUAUUUUCCACGGUGCACGGCCUCUACAAGGAGCGCUACGCUUUCCGAGAGAACAUGACAGAUGUCAUAAUACAACAUCUUAUCACAGAACAGAAAGUGAGAAUCAAGUGUCGUGAUCUUGUUAAAAAGAUUGCGAUCUACAAACAUCGCUUGGCAGUGCAGCUGCCUGAAAGAAUCAUCAUCUAUGAGCUGUACUCCCAGGACGCCUCAGACAUGCAUUACCGAGUCAGGGAGAAGAUCAAUCAGCGCUUGGAGUGUAACCUGCUGGUUGUUUGCACCAAUCACAUUGUUCUCUGUCAGGAAAAGCGUCUGCAGUGCCUCAACUUUGUUGGGAACAAAGAGCGUGAGUGGCAAAUGGAUUCACUGAUUCGGUACAUCAAGGUGGUGGGAGGCCCAGCCAGUCGGGAGGGUCUUCUCCUUGGCCUCAAGAAUGGACAGGUGCUAAAGAUCUUCCUGGACAAUGCAUUUCCUGUGCCACUGCUGAAGGUUCCCUCAGCCAUCCGGUGCUUGGAUCUGAGCUCCUCCCGCCAGAAACUUGCCGUGGUGGAUGAGCACAGCACACUUCUGGUUUAUGACGUCAAGACUUCAGAGAUGUUGUUCCAGGAGCCCAAUGCCAAUAGUGUUGCUUGGAACACAAGUUGUGAAGACAUGCUGUGUUUCUCUGGAAGCAACACGUUAAAUAUCAAAGCUUCUAAUUUUCCAACUCAUCAGCAGAAAUUGCAGGGUUUUGUUGUUGGGUUUAGUGGCAGCAAGAUCUUCUGUCUGCACAUUUACAGUAUGUCAACUAUUGAGGUGCCACAGUCUGCUCCAAUGUACCAGUACCUCGAUAAAAAAAUGUUCAGAGAGGCCUAUGAAAUUGCAUGUCUUGGUGUCACUGAUGGAGACUGGGAAGCGCUGGCCAAGGCAGCUCUUGAAGGCUUGGAAUACAACAUUGGCAAGAAGGCAUUUACUAGAGUGAAGAAUCUACGAUACCUAGAACUGAUACAUUCAAUUGAGGAUCGACAACACAAAGGAGAGGUUGAUAACAACUUAUUUCUGGCUGACAUUUUGGCAUAUGAAGGCAAGUUUUCCGAGGCUGCCAAGCUGUACCACAGAUGUGGCAAGGACCAGGCAGCCAUGAACAUGUACACAGACCUCAGAAUGUUUGAUCUGGCACAGGAGUAUCUUGGUUCUGAUGAAACUGUGGACAGGAAGCAGUUAAUCAGGAAGAAAGCAGAUUGGGCUCGAAAUAUCAAUGAGCCUCGGGCAGCAGCAGAGAUGUACUUGUCUGCUGGAGAGACUCACAAGGCUAUUGAAAUAAUGGGAGAGAAUGGCUGGGUUGACAUGCUGCUGGAUGUUGGCCGUAAGACUGACAAGGCUGACCGGCAGACCCUGAACCUGUGUGCUGAACACCUGCGCCGCCUCAACUCCCUCACCUAUGCUGCUGAAAUGUACAAAAAAAUGGGAGAAAUGCAGAGUGUGAUAGAACUUUAUGUGGAGGUGCAAGACUGGGAGGAGGCGUUUGUGUGGGCAGAGAAGCACCCAGAGUACCGGCAGCUGGUAUAUGUUCCCUAUGCCACAUCUUUAGCUGAACAAGACAAGUUUCUACAGGCACAGAAAGCUUUCCAUAAGGCUGGCAAACCAGAGGAGGCCUUCAGGGUGCUAGAACAGCUCACAAUGAAUGCUGUGAAUGAGAACAGGUUUGAUGAUGCUGGCUACUACUUCUGGAUGUUGGCCAUGCAGUGUCUGGACCUGGCAGCUGAGAAUCUGAAGAGAGUUGAUAAAGAAAACAUUCAGUAUAUAAACAUUGAAGAGGAAUACAGCGCCAUGAUGGCAAAGUUUAGUGACUACCAGAAGAAGGCAUCAAUGUACUACGUUUAUCAUACUAUCCAACGCUACAUGGAUGAACCCUUCACUGCCUACAUGCCUGAGGCCUUGUUCAACAUCUCCAGGUUCCUGAUGCAUGAGCUGAUGACUGCACAGCCCACUGGCAUCUCAAAAUUCUCCACCUUGUACACUCUGUCAAAGCAGGCAAGAAACCUGGAAGCUUACAAGCUUGCUCGUUAUGUGCUGGAUAAGCUGCAGGCUCUGCGCAUUCCUCAGAGAUUUCAGGAAGACGUUGAGUUAGCAGCACUCAAGAUUCGAGCCAAACCUUUCCACGACAAUGAGGAGCAUCAGCCACUGUGCUACCGCUGCUCCACAACCAACCCGCUCAUCAACAAUAAUGGCAACCAGUGUGUCAAUUGCUGCCAUGCAUUUGUUUACUCUUUUGUGUCUUUUGAAAUCUUACCGGUUGUUGAAUUUGUGCUUGAGGAGGGAUUGUCUGACGAGGAUGCUCUACACCUGAUCCAGCAGUCUGGAGGGAGUGACUCAAGGAAUGGCAAUGACACAAAAGCAGGUGCUUAUGAUGAAGAGGAAGACAACCACUGGAAGCGUUCAGACUCAGGCACUGCUGAGGCGCUCACCCUUGAUGGCUCUCCCACGCACGCUGAGCCAAGCGAUGACCCAUUCACUGCUAAUCUCAUGAACUUUUAUGGUGGCUCAGAGUACCAGCCAGUGACUGUGGGUAGGAAGGCUCUGAUAGCAAUGGAGCCCCAUGAUGUCAUUGUCUGUCGCUGGCCAAAGCCCCUCAGAUUCCAGUACUACAAGAACUUUAUGCCAGACAUGCCAAUUACUCUCUGUGUCCACUGUAAUAAGAUGUUCCACACUGAUGACUACACUCUGCAGGUGCUCCAGAAGGGUCACUGUCCCUUCUGCCGCACACCCAUUGGAGACACUUCUGACAACAACAAUGACUGAACACUUAGUAAUGGGUGCAUGUGUUUGAAGUGCAAGUGAAAAUAACUGACAGGUAUGAAUAACUUUAAUGGUAGGAAAUUUCUUCACUGUAUUCUAUCAACCCACAACAAUACCUUCACUUAAAACACAAAAUAAAUAUGUAACUACGUUGGAGUUUGUACACCAUCACUCAUUUCAACAUUUUAGAGUCAAGUGUAUAGUAUACCUUUCUGUGUCUGCUGCUUGUAUUUGUAUAAUAGUAGUGAAGCAUUCCAAAAAUCAGAACAUGACUAUAUUUUGGCCAUGGGGUUUUUUAAGGCUGUUCCUGCCAUUUUUCUUUUAUUGCAGUAGCCUCCUCCUCCUUCAAACAGGUACCUACCUCAUCAGAUUAUGAAGACUCGCAGGAGAGGAGUGGCCUCCUUGAACUGAUGGAAAAAGUGUUCUAUAAUUCAUGAGACUUGUGAUAUUAAGGAAUUGAAUUGAGUCACGAAUAACCUAAGAAGUGCUGUAGUACGAGUAUUCAUGUCAACAAAUCUAGUACUCAAGCAAAGAAGGAUAAAAAUCAAUAGAUUUCUUUAAGAUGAAUUUGUACUUUAUGACCAUGUCAGUAAACAAAAAUUUUUA
Portunus trituberculatus (swimming crab) is the source of this 4345-nucleotide messenger RNA. RefSeq names its product intraflagellar transport protein 122 homolog (gene Oseg1). Gene Ontology annotation, biological process: protein localization to cilium; intraciliary retrograde transport; non-motile cilium assembly. Bases 74 to 3742 code for a protein of 1222 amino acids. Gene Ontology annotation, molecular function: protein binding. Gene Ontology annotation, cellular component: non-motile cilium; intraciliary transport particle A. The transcript has 28 exons. The record is from RefSeq and is a predicted model, not a curated record. NCBI's taxonomy places the organism in Eukaryota, Metazoa, Arthropoda, Malacostraca, Decapoda, Portunidae.